AUACACCCGACACAGCGGCGGCGCGUCGAAUUUAAUCCGGCCCACGCAUUCUGUCUGUAGUGCGCCAAGGGGUACCUUUGUGCGCCAGCAUGAUUCGCGUUUGCCACUUGCUGCCCGCCGUGCUUGCCGUUUUAACAUCGGCGAAAGAGCAGCAGCGGAGCCCGUACGACUCCCAGCGCCCACUUUCUGCUUCGGAUGCUGCCCGCAGAUUCGAUCUCACCAGCGAAGAACAGAGAUGCUACGACCAACAGCAGUUCUCGGGAGUCGAAGUGGAAAUGCUCAGGACCAUUGACGAUCAGCUACGGAAUGGUGAGAUUUCGAGAGUGGCGUCUAGAGACCCGAGCACCUUGUCCCAAAACGACAAGGACAUGUUUCGAAACAGGAUAUACAGGGCCAUCACGAGGAUCGCCCCAGACGAACAUAUGGCACAAGUGAUAAGGCAGAAGCUGGAAAAUUUUGUUAGAUGCAUCGCCGCCAGCAACCGCCGCUCUUAUUCUGGGGGUCGCGAUCGGAGAGAAUGAAUAAAUGCUUUUAUUUUUCGGUGGGUGAUAAA
Rhipicephalus sanguineus (brown dog tick) is the source of this 553-nucleotide messenger RNA. RefSeq lists its product as uncharacterized. Lineage: Eukaryota; Metazoa; Arthropoda; Arachnida; Ixodida; Ixodidae. The transcript has 6 exons. The record is from RefSeq and is a predicted model, not a curated record. Bases 90 to 521 code for a protein of 143 amino acids.